Molecule: messenger RNA, 2121 nt
Organism: Capronia epimyces CBS 606.96
Lineage: Eukaryota; Fungi; Ascomycota; Eurotiomycetes; Chaetothyriales; Herpotrichiellaceae
Exons: 3
Coding region: 1-2121 (706 amino acids)
Biological process (GO): DNA-templated transcription; positive regulation of transcription by RNA polymerase II
Molecular function (GO): sequence-specific DNA binding; zinc ion binding; DNA-binding transcription factor activity, RNA polymerase II-specific
Source: RefSeq, a predicted model, not a curated record
AUGGCGCCUCAACUGCCCCAGUGGCCGAUCUACCCCGGUCAGCUUCUGGCCGAACAGGAAGAGGAGCCAAAUGGGAACAAGCGGGCCAGAGUUGCGCUGGCCUGCCAAAGGUGCAAGACGAGGAAACAGAAGUGUGAUGGACGCGACCCUUGCCGGAAGUGUAAGAAUAGCGAUGCACAGUGCGAGUAUAUCGUUCCACCGAGACCUAUGCCUUUCGGCAAGAAUCAAUACAUCAAAUCACUUGAGAGCCGCGUCGCUGAACUAGAGACCUUGCUGUCCUUACAUGGAAUGUCCGAACUCGGCAACGACCACUGGAAAGCAAUCUCGCCCAGCAACCGCAGCGCUGGAAACUGGGAAGCGGCCGCUUCUGACCAUAGGUCGACGUCGAGCAGUACAGAGGCUGUCCAGCUAGACCCGAAGGCGACUGUUUUAGACUGGCAAGACGGUUCUGACUCGGUGGUGUCAAUCUUAAGAAGUUUGUCGCUCGACGUGAAUGGCUCUGGCUACAUCGGAGCUUCGUCUCAUAUGGCCUUGGGUAAAUUGUUCCCCUUUCUUCGCCGAGGCCGCCACCGCGAUGUCGUCGCCUUUACAGCGCCAUCAACCGAGUCUUCUACGCCGGAAGUCAUACAGCCCAUUGACUUCGCCGACGUGCCGAAUCAGGUGGCUGAUCGGCUUUUCGGAGGGUACAUGAAACACAUCGCCACGCGAACUCCCGUCAUCUACUCCGUCUGGGCUCGAGAUGUCCACCAGAGGCGGCACACCCUCUCCGACCGCUUCGAGAUUACUAUUCUCCACUUGGUUUACGCGACCGCGGGCCGCUUCAUCGAGACCACAGGAGAGUUUGGCAGGUUCCAUGUGAAGCGGCACUACGUAUCGGCCGUACAGGGCUUAGAAACGAUCCUGGAGUAUAACGACAUUAGAACUGUACAGGUGCUUAUGCUGAUGGCCAUCUAUUGCCUUCGUGACCAUAUUGGACCCGGCGCUUGGACAUGUAGUCGAAUGGCUCUACUGAUCGCCAUUGAGCAUGGCCUUCACCGUCAGACCAAGGCCUUGUCUCAGGUGACCUUGGAGGGCGAGUUGAGAAAACGACUCUUUUGGACGUGUUACGCCUUCGACCGACAAAUCUCCAUCCCGAUGGGCAGACCAUUUGGAAUCUCGGAUCGAGAUAUCGACCUGGCGUUUCCGCUGGACAUCAACGAAGACGCCACCGAGGAAGAGCUCGCCCACGUCAAGGCCUUCUCAGCAGGUACGCCGCCAACUAGUACCUCGCUUACUCCUUUUAUAGUCAUUACGCGACUGAGGCAGAUCGAGUCGGACAUUCAGCAGACCAUUUAUAGAGUGGAUAGGAGCGGCCCGGUCGUCGAGUCCGUCGCCGACGAUUUUCUGGCACAGCUUGAGAAGUGGAAAGGCAUGAUUCCUCAAGAUACGCACAAUCUCACCGACAUUGGCGAUGUUCCAUAUGAUGGCUACGAUUUCUACAUGAUAUUCUACUACAAAUGUCAAAGGUUACUAUUGUAUCCUUUGAUUUCCAGCCCCAACGUUGCACCUCGUUUCAUGAAGGAAUGUGCUCGAGCUUGUGCGGGUGUGUGCGGGGCCUAUAGACGUCUACAUCAAACCCUGCCGGUCGGGUACUCGUUCAUGGCGGUUCAGACCGUGUUUAUGGCUGGUCUUACGCUGGCCUACUGCAUCUGGAAUUCGCCGGAUAAGAUCUUCGACCUGACUACCAGCAAUGGCAUCCAUGACUGCAGUCUAGUGCUCUUCGUUAUCGCCGAGCGUGUACAUGCGGCGAAGAAAUACCGCAACGCAUUCGAGGCUAUCCGCCAGAGACUGCUCGACCAAAUCGCCCACGCGCCCUCUAUCCAGCCUCGUGACGCCGCGGCAUCUGGCAUGGUGACUGAGCCGAUCCCUGCCGCCCCGUCGUUCGAUGUGAAUAUGCAGUUUGAGGUCGACAAUGGUGGUUAUGAGCAGUUCUUGUCCAUCAUUACCGACAUCACGGGCGAGGACUUUUUCACCGGCAUCAAUCCGUUCGGAGGCGCCAUGACUUCUGGCACAAGCGGUGAGCCUACCGCCAUGUUUGGCUCCAAUGGCCCUUGGACCUUCGACGAUGGCUUCUGGAACUGA